Colletotrichum spaethianum is the source of this 1149-nucleotide messenger RNA. Its product is annotated as zinc finger CCCH domain-containing protein. The record is from RefSeq and is a predicted model, not a curated record. Gene Ontology annotation, molecular function: N6-methyladenosine-containing RNA reader activity; mRNA binding. NCBI's taxonomy places the organism in Eukaryota, Fungi, Ascomycota, Sordariomycetes, Glomerellales, Glomerellaceae. The transcript is spliced from 3 exons. Gene Ontology annotation, biological process: regulation of alternative mRNA splicing, via spliceosome; mRNA splicing, via spliceosome. Gene Ontology annotation, cellular component: nucleoplasm. The coding region runs from base 1 to 1149 and encodes 382 amino acids.
AUGGCCGGUCUGGUAUUGUUCGAGGCCCGCCGCGAAAGCCGCGCCAAAGCGACAGACUUGAUGCAUUUGGUUCACCACGUGUGCAAAGAAGCGAGCGGCCUCGAAUCCCUAUUCUUGAUAUCGAAGAGCAAUUGCGCAUUCGCAAACUUCAAAGACGAACAUACCUGCGUGACGGCUCAGCAAAAACUGCACGACUCCAAGUUCCAGUCCGUACGGCUAGUCAGUCGCCUGCGCAAGAGCACUGUUGAAGGUGCAACAGGUGUUACGGCACCCACCGGCCCAGCAGCAUCUUCCGGGUCGCAAACCCCUCACGACGCCACGACGCAGCCGGCAACUACGGAGAACCCGACAGAAGACGCAGUGUCUGAAACGAACGAAGUCAAACCAGUCGCCGCCGGCGUCGAGACGACACCUCAGAAGGACAAGUUCUUCAUCUUGAAGAGCUUGACUGUUGAGGAUUUGGAGCUUAGUGUCAGAACAGGCAUCUGGGCAACCCAGUCACACAACGAGGAAACCCUCAAUGCUGCUUUCAACGCUGUUGACAGCGUAUACCUUGUCUUUUCUGCGAACAAAUCGGGCGAAUACUUUGGAUACGCGAGAAUGACCUCCCAGAUAAACGAAGAUCCUGCGGCUGCGAUCGAGUUUGCUCCCAAGGCACAGUCCGCGAACGAUGUUGAUUUGCCCAAAGCGAUACCAACCGAACCCACCGAGUUUGCACCCAAGGGCAGGAUUAUUGAUGAUUCGGCCAGGGGAACUAUUUUUUGGGAAGCAGAACGAGAGGACGGAGACAGCGGGGAUGAAGAGGAGGAACAAGACGUGGACCAGAGCGAUGCGAGCAGCAGGAAGAGCGGGAAUCAGGAAGUCGACGGCACUACGAAGGCUUGGGGCAAGCCAUUCAAGCUCGAAUGGUUGUCGACCGCACGCCUGCCGUUCUAUCGGACCAGAGGGUUGCGCAACCCGUGGAACUCAAACCGGGAAGUCAAAAUCGCAAGAGAUGGUACGGAGCUGGAGCCAUCGGUCGGCCGGAGGUUGAUUGGACUCUUUAACAGAGUGCAGAGUCCCGGUCCCGGAUCUGUGCCGGCGGCUAUGCGACCUGGUAUGGCUAUGGUUGCAGGCUAUCCACCCAUGAGACCACAAUACCAGCAAUAA